Liolophura sinensis is the source of this 1173-nucleotide messenger RNA. Its product is annotated as inactive tyrosine-protein kinase 7-like. Gene Ontology annotation, biological process: multicellular organism development; cell surface receptor protein tyrosine kinase signaling pathway; positive regulation of kinase activity. Bases 1 to 1173 code for a protein of 390 amino acids. Gene Ontology annotation, molecular function: transmembrane receptor protein tyrosine kinase activity; ATP binding. NCBI's taxonomy places the organism in Eukaryota, Metazoa, Mollusca, Polyplacophora, Chitonida, Chitonidae. Gene Ontology annotation, cellular component: signaling receptor complex; plasma membrane. The record is from RefSeq and is a predicted model, not a curated record. The transcript has 9 exons.
AUGGCUCAGAUCAAAGUUUGCCCCCUGGGAAGAUUUGGCCCAGGGUGCGCCUGGGAAUGCGGGGGAUGUGCGACCGGGCGGACCUCUUGUAAACCCCAGACCGGAGAGUGCCCGGAGGCCGAGCCCAGGUGUACGCCCGGACAUACGGGCGCGUUGUGCAAGGCCUGUGGUGCGGGCACAUGGGGGCAGGAGUGUCAACUGAACUGCAGUAAUAACUGUGCCCGGGGGGAUCAGGAGUGUGAUCGGAGGGACGGGACCUGCAUCGGUGGCUGCCUGCCCGGAUUUUAUGGGAGCCUCUGUGAGCCUGCCCAGUCCACAAUGCAGCUGUCAACGGUUGUUGGGAUUGGAGUUGGCAUGGGGCUGUUUAUCCUGGCCAUUAUAGUGAUCUGUACAAUGAUCUAUCUCUACUGUAACCAGCGAAAAGCCCGAAAGAAUGCACUGUCAAGGAGAGACAGCUACCUCAGUCCUGUAGCCUUGAAUAAUGGCAAGGCGCCCAGUCGUGGGUUGUCGGAUGUAUAUAGAACUGGUGAUUACGAAAUUCCGGGCGAAGAAGACGAGCUAAUUUACGAGAUGAUGUUACCAAGGACGAACUGGAAUGUGAGUCUGGCAGACAUGGACGUGAGCAAUACAGUGAUGACUCAGGGUAACUUUGGUGAGUCUCGGCUAGCUCUGUGGAAUCACAAUGUGGACAAAAGUCUCUGCACUCACGUGGGUCUCAAACGUUUUCCAGGAAACGGCUCGGACCAACGGAAGAACUUGAUAAACGGCGAGCUGGAGAAACUCAGGUCCCUGGAUCGUUGUAUUAGUGUCUUGGCCGUAUUAGGGACUUCGACUGAUCCGAACACUGGCGACAGGUUCUUGAUAUUAGAAUGUACUGAGAGAGGAUCUCUGCUGACCUACCUCAAACAGAAUCGAUCUGAGAGUUCUGAAAAGGAGGAACUGACAGAGAAAAGGCUGACCAAGCUGUGUCAGGACGUGGCAAACGGGAUGGAGCACAUCUCCUCAUACUCGAUUACCAACGUGGACCUGGCUGCGGAGACGGUCCUUCUGGACAAGUACCUGAAUGCAAAGAUCACUGGGAUAGUACAUUUUCAGGAAGAAGAUCAGACAAUAGAUAAGGUAAAGUCAUCUCAAGCUACAGUCACCUCUAGGAGAAGAUGCCCAUUAGCGUAG